CAAUCGAUUGACUAGUGUUGUGAACAACUACCCCUUUUACCAACCAAAAAUGGCAUUCAAGUUCCUGACGUUCUGCGCCCUGGUGGCCGUUGCCAGUGCCGGAGUCAUCGCUCCAGUUGCCUACUCGGCUCCUCUGGCCUAUGCCCAUGGUCCAGCUGCUCCCGUUCUGCACAAGACCAUCGUGUCCGAUGAGUAUGACCCAAACCCACAGUACUCCUUCAGCUACGGAGUCUCCGAUGGCCUGACCGGUGACCACAAGUCCCAGCAGGAAUCCCGUCAAGGAGAUGUCGUCCAGGGAUCCUACUCCCUUGUUGAUGCCGAUGGUUUCAAGCGCACUGUCGAAUACACUGCCGACCCCGUUCAUGGAUUCAACGCCGUCGUCCACCGUGAGCCACUUGCCGUCAAGACUGUUGCUCCAGUCACCAAGGUCAUCGCUGCCGCCCCGGUUGCCUACGCCGCCCCGGUCACCAAGUACAUCGCUCAGCCAGCCAUCUAUGCUGCCCCAGCCCUGACCAAGACCGUCGUGGCCCACCAGCCAGCCUUCGGAGCCUAUGCCUACCAUCACUAAGUCAAUCGAAAACAACUGUCACCACUUUACCUGAUGCUUUCCUGUACAUAACGUGUGUAAAUUAUUCUCCGUGUAAAAGAUGAUAUAAACCAAAACAAAGAA
Ochlerotatus camptorhynchus is the source of this 670-nucleotide messenger RNA. RefSeq names its product larval cuticle protein A2B-like. Bases 50 to 568 code for a protein of 172 amino acids. Gene Ontology annotation, cellular component: extracellular matrix. NCBI's taxonomy places the organism in Eukaryota, Metazoa, Arthropoda, Insecta, Diptera, Culicidae. The record is from RefSeq and is a predicted model, not a curated record. The transcript is spliced from 2 exons.